Molecule: messenger RNA, 2696 nt
Organism: Penaeus chinensis
Lineage: Eukaryota; Metazoa; Arthropoda; Malacostraca; Decapoda; Penaeidae
Product: NAD-dependent protein deacylase sirtuin-5, mitochondrial-like
Exons: 6
Coding region: 132-1028 (298 amino acids)
Molecular function (GO): NAD+ binding; protein-succinyllysine desuccinylase activity; protein-malonyllysine demalonylase activity
Source: RefSeq, a predicted model, not a curated record
AAAUCGAAGAAGACCCACUUCGGUGUAUUUUAGCAGUAAAACCUCUUCCCUUCAUCUUUUCCGCCCUGUGGACCUCUAGACCAAAGACCUCCCAUAGGCACAGGCUUUUGUCACUUUCAAUAGCAAAGGAUAUGUUAUACCAGCUCCUGGGGACGGCGAGCAAGGGAGGAAGGGCAGCUCGAAGGUUACUCCAAGGUAGACCUGCUCUCAGGAUGGAAGGCUCGCGACCCAGCUCAGAUAUGGCCAAAUUUCGCGAGUAUUUCGCAAAGGCCAAGCAUGUCGUUGUGUUAACAGGUGCCGGAGUAUCUGCAGAAUCAGGCGUCCCAACCUUUCGAGGAGCUGGAGGAUUUUGGCGUACUUGGCAGGCUCAGGAUCUGGCCUCUCCCCACGCAUUCCGAGCAAAUCCGUCGUUGGUGUGGGAGUUCUACCAUUACCGCAGGGAGGUGAUGAGUACUAAAGAGCCGAACCCUGCACACAUAGCCAUCGCAGAAGCAGAAAAACGUCUCGCUGCAGAAGGUCGCCGACUGGUUGUCAUAACACAGAACAUAGACGAGCUACACAGGAGAGCUGGAUCCACAGAAAUCUUAGAGCUCCAUGGAUCACUGUUUCGUACUCGCUGCACUAACUGUCUUGAAAUUUUGGCCAAUAGGGACAGUCCUAUUUGUGCAGCACUGGCAGGAAAGGGAGCUCCUGACCCUAAAGCUGAGGAUGCCAGAAUUUCGGAAGCAGAUUUACCGAGAUGCAAGUCAUGCUCUGGGCUGCUAAGACCGGAUGUAGUAUGGUUUGGUGAAGGCCUAGAUCCAGUAGUGUUGGCAAAGACAGACAGAGAGCUGGACUCCUGUGACCUAUGCUUGGUGGUGGGUACCUCGUCUGUUGUGUAUCCAGCUGCCAUGUUUGCACCCAGUGUUGCUAGCCGAGGAGUUCCUGUGGCCGAGUUCAACUUGGAAUCCACACCAGCCACCGAUGCUUUUGGGUUUCAUUUUGAAGGACCAUGUGGCACAACACUUCCUGUUGCACUUGCACCUUAGUUCAGAAAGUAACAAGUUAAGAAACUGAAGGAAAUAGUUUUUGUCCAUCAGUAUAGAAAUUAUCCACAAGCAUUAAUGGCCUGUGAUACUGCAUAUUACACAGCCAUAUAGGAAACAUUGUUUAAGACACCAUCUAAGGUCAAUAUGAUUAUAGAAACCUUUGAUCCAGGGUUCCAUGUAGUGAGUCACUAGGCACUGGAUUCCUCCCACCAGGAGAAUACAUGAGUCUCCCCUCCAAUGUGCCCAUGAGCGGAAAGACUGAAUAGAAUACACUGCAUGCUAUCCCACCCGGAAACCUAUCUCAUCCAUGGAAGAAAAAAGUCAUAAAUACCCCCUUCAAGGUUGUAAGGAAUGCCUGUUUCAGCCUCAUGAGCUCUGCUCUAACCCCAUGUUAGCUUGGGUUGUAUUUUGUUUUAUUUUUAAUAGUUUUACAUUUUUGAGACUUGCCAUUUCCCAAUUUUAUGAGUGGAAGAUAUGGAUAUAUCAUGGCUAGACUAAUGUUUUAUAUAUUGAGGGGAAAAGAUGAAUAAAACACGGAGCUCUGCAGAGCUGCACGAGUAUAUGCUGGAGGAGUGUACAACAAUAAUGUAACAUUAGGGUUACAUAUGCAUGCAAUAUAUGUAGAGGGAUAUGUUACUAAUAUUAUAAUAUAAAAUUGAUAGAACAUAUAAUUAUAAGUAAGAUAAUUAUGGUUUAUCAUAUGACAAUUAAAGAACUGAUUUUUAUAGAUAUGAAGAGAGGUGGAAGACCCUUUGCUCUAUUUGUAAAUAAAUAUAUAAUAUUUUUGUUCUUUCUUUGGCUCUUCUAUUAGGAUAAAUCAUCUUUGGAUUUUGGAUAUAUAAAGGUACGAAAAGGAACAAUGUGAUGACACGGGAAGAAUCAGUGGAAAUAUGAAAGGAAAACAUAAUUCAUUAAUUUAUUGCAGAAAACUGAUCAUGGUCUAAUAACCUUUUUGUAUAUAUGUGAAGAGAUGCUCUUUUUAGAUUUUAAACAAUAUUUCUGAAGAAAUUAUUGAUAUUAAAGGGAAAAUGGGUAUGACAUAUAAUUUGGAAUUUAUACCAAAGAUAACUGAAUAUCGAGUGGACACAUGCACAUGCGCACGCGCGCGUGCACACACACACACACACACACACACACACACACACACACACACACACACACACACACACACACACACACACACACACACACACACACACACACACAUACACACACACACACACAUAAACACACACACACACACCACUUUAGCGAGAGGUCUUCUCCUUUAUCACAGAUACAUGGGUUCCAAUCCUGAACUCCGUUGGUGACAGCCCACCCUUAUCCCCCCCCCCCCUCUCACUUUCACUCUCUCACUCUCACUCUCACUCUCACUCUCAUCCAAGAGUUUGAGAGUUGAUAAUCUAAGUACAAAUACAUCUGUUGUCUUGUUCUGCAAAUGACAAAAAAAAAAAAAAAAUGUUGGACAGGUACUAUGGACAAACAUGUUGGGUCUGUGAUAUUUUCACUUCCUUGGUUUGUAAAAUGUAAAGCAUGAUAUUUGGUAACAUGAAAAUUGGUUUGGUAGAUGCUCGUGUGUAGUUGAAGUGUAACACUCAAUAUAUGUAUCUAAAAUUAAUUUGAGAUAGUUUUAAUGUUAUGUUUCAGGAAUUAAAUGAUACAAAAGUC